Tricharina praecox is the source of this 812-nucleotide messenger RNA. RefSeq names its product peptidyl-tRNA hydrolase domain protein. Gene Ontology annotation, biological process: mitochondrial translational termination. Bases 148 to 732 code for a protein of 194 amino acids. Lineage: Eukaryota; Fungi; Ascomycota; Pezizomycetes; Pezizales; Pyronemataceae. The transcript has 3 exons. Gene Ontology annotation, cellular component: mitochondrial large ribosomal subunit. The record is from RefSeq and is a predicted model, not a curated record. Gene Ontology annotation, molecular function: translation release factor activity.
CCGCCUUCCGCUCAGCCACUACGUCACUACCCGCACCUCCACAUCCAGCCGACGCCGAUCUGCAUCGAUCAAUCACGAACGAAACGAACAAACCGAACAAACCGAACCGAAGAACCGCGACCGGUUUCCAUUCGAACUGCUGUAACCAUGUCGCUCUUCCGUCUCCGCGCACUGCUACCUUCGACCAGCCGACGCCUCCUUACGCGCUCCUACACGGACGACUGGCGCACGCAGACGGCCUCCAAAUGGACGUCGGACGAAGAAAUCGAGCGGGCGCGGGAGUGGGUCGAGAGCUUCAAAGUGACCGACAUCCCCAAGAAGUCGUGUACGGUCUCGUUCUCGUCCUCGUCCGGUCCGGGCGGGCAGAAUGUCAACAAAUUGGCGACGAAAGCAACGCUGCAUCUGGACCUGACCAAGAAUGCAACCUUCUUGCCGGACUUCGUGCUCCAGAAGGUGCGCGAAAACUCGAGACAUAUCACCCGCGAGGACGAGAUCGUCAUCCAGGCCGAUGGCACAAGGAAGCAGUCCGAGAACCUGGAGGAAGCCUACCAGCGCCUGCAUAAGAUACUGGUCGAGUCCGUGUCGGUCGACGUGCCGGGUGUCACCAGCGCCGAGAAGAAGAAGCGCGUGAAGGAGCUUCAAAAGCAGGAUGAGCGGUUGCGGAGGAAGUUGAAGACGGUGCAGAAAGCAAAGAAAGACUCGCGGCGAAGCAGGCCGAGCGACGACUACUAAGCAGGGUACAGGUACAUGCUAUCGACCACCCAAAACGCCAGUGUGUAUAUAAGAAGUAUCUACAAGAAAAGAAAGCCGCA